Molecule: messenger RNA, 2210 nt
Organism: Nematostella vectensis (starlet sea anemone)
Lineage: Eukaryota; Metazoa; Cnidaria; Anthozoa; Actiniaria; Edwardsiidae
Product: actin-related protein 8
Exons: 13
Coding region: 112-1824 (570 amino acids)
Biological process (GO): double-strand break repair; regulation of DNA-templated transcription
Cellular component (GO): Ino80 complex
Source: RefSeq, a predicted model, not a curated record
GUGAAAAGUGCGGGCACACUUUUGGUUUUCAAGAUGGCGGCCUUGUUGUCUGUCGAAUAACAUUGUACAAAAGAAGAGUUUAUAGCGAUCAUUAUUAGGGCUUUCGUUAUAAUGCCUCGAGGAGUUAAAGCAGAGGUUCCGGUUGAUGCAGAAUCAUUUGAAAGUGAGAUCCAAGCCAAUAACAUCAUAGUACUUCAUCCGGGGUCUACAACACUUUGGCUUGGAAGAGCUACCGACCAUUUACCAACAAGCUAUCACCAUGUCGUUGCGUGGAGAUUACCAGAAGGAUGUGCAAAUGGUCCAUCUAUCCACAUGGUAGAGAGGGAUGGCAUACAUCACAGCGAUAGUGAGACGCAGCGCGAGCUGGCCCUCAGUGUUGUUGAGCAGGCCAUCUGGUCCAGGAAAUGUAACCUUGGUAACAGCCGCAAGCAGCAUGUACCUGCCACACAGGUUGCUACCUAUAAUGCUAAUGUUGAGGCGGAGCUGCUAGAUGAAGAAGAAUCCUCAGUAGAGUGGUCAGAUGUCAGCCAAAAGCCAUCAUGCCUAACUGGCGAGCAGGCUCUUUACAUUGAUCCGCAAGAACCUUACACUCUCCUGUGGCCAAUGAAACACGGGAGGCUGAACCUUCACAAGGGUCCUGGGGGAUCUUUGACAUCAAUCUGCAUUGCAAUAGAAGCAAUCUGGUCUAGGGCAAUACAAACAUGCCUGAAAAUUCCACUAAAGGACCUCACACUAUAUCGAGCAGUGCUGGUUGUCCCAGAUUCAUUUGCCAAGAAUCACAUAAAGGAGAUGGUCAAGAUUCUCAUUAAUGGUUUAGGAUUCUCAUCUGUCAUCUUACAACAGGAGUCUGUGAGCUCCACGUUUGGCUGUGGACUGAGCAGUGCAUGUGUGGUGGAUGUGGGAGAUGAGAAGACAAGCAUUUGCUGCGUUGAGGAUGGACUUAUUGUUCCAAGCAGUAGGUUGUGGUUGAACUAUGGAGGGCGAGACAUAACACAUUGCUUCUACUGGCUCAUGAAGAGGGUGAAUUUCCCAUAUAAGGAAUGUGAUGUGAAUAACAUGCUGGAUGCAAUAAUGCUACAGGAACUAAAAGAGACAUUCUGCCAUCUUAGUCAAGAGAUCGUUGGAGGUCGCGUGCACGAGUUCCAAGUCCAUCAUCCUCGGCGCGCACCCAUCGCGUACAACCUCAAGAUAGGCGACGAGGCCAUGCAAGCCCCCAUGGCGAUGUUUUUCCCUCAGUUGUUCGGCAUUGUAGGCCAGCAGUUGCUGUUUACCGCUGACCCGGCUUACGAUGACCCGGAAGAUUUACUGGACGACAGAUAUCUACUAGACUCUCAGCGAGGGGACGCGUCAAGUAAAAAGGGAGGUCAAAUGAACGACUCCGUCACAGAAAACGACAACGGCAAUGCAGGCACUCCUGUGAUGUCACAUGGGGCUCGCCACAGGAAUACCGCACCAGCGGCCUCGCAGGCCCUCGACCAGGCUAUCAUUACAAGCAUCGAGUGCUGUUCAACCGAAGACACUAAACGUAAGAUGUACAGUAGCAUUCUACUCAUUGGUGGCGGGUUCAACUUCAAUGGGGCCGCUGGAGUACUGCAAGCUCGCGUACAGUCCAAACUUCCGCAGUAUUUCCGCAAGAUGGUGGACCAAGUUGAGGUCACCGCGAAACCAAAGGAAAUGGACCCUCGCACUGUGGCGUGGAAGGGCGGGGCUAUACUCAGUAUAUUAGACUCCGCACAGGAGUUGUGGUUAACAGAGCGAGAAUGGAACGUUAUUGGUGUGCGUGCGCUCAGGGAGAAGUCGCCGUUUGUCUGGUCAACAGCGUGAAAACAUCGAGAAAUUCACUUGGGGAGUUUCCCGCUAUCCGCAGAAUACACCCUUAUGUACACAAGACCGCUGAACACAUUUUGAGCUUAUCUGAAGUUAACCGCAAGAUACACUUGCGAGCUUUAAAGCUAACAUCAGAAUACACGUGCGGGCUCAUGAACCGCUGAACAUAUGUGCGGGCUCAUGUACACAAGACCGCUGAACACAUUUUGGGGCUUAUGAGCCGCUAAACAUUUUAAAACCUAGGCAAGCCGAGCAUCAAAAAAAUUAGUAAGAGACUAGUAAAGUUCAAAAAUUCCAAACGUCCGAGAAAAAACUGAUGUGACCCCCAUCCCCCUCCAAAUAUCAGCUAAGACACGAAGAAUUAAAGUCACAGUUCUAAGAAA